Molecule: messenger RNA, 1527 nt
Organism: Ailuropoda melanoleuca (giant panda)
Lineage: Eukaryota; Metazoa; Chordata; Mammalia; Carnivora; Ursidae
Gene: ILKAP
Product: ILK associated serine/threonine phosphatase
Exons: 11
Coding region: 245-1402 (385 amino acids)
Biological process (GO): protein dephosphorylation
Molecular function (GO): cation binding; protein serine/threonine phosphatase activity
Source: RefSeq, a predicted model, not a curated record
AGGAAUGAAAUUAUCAAGAAAAAUAUUUGUUUUCCUCAACAUACCCAGUGGCCCUUCAGACACAUGUUGGGUCAUCUUUCAUUGCAUUUGUGUUGACUAUAACUGUUGGAAGCAAAUGUCUGUAUUUAGCUGCUGAGAAAAUAACUUUUUAGAAUUUGGUCCAACGAGGAGGAGAAAAUUUGAAUUUAAUAGCAAACAUCUCAGAAGGCCUCCCCCUUGGCACGCCUGUCCGGCCUGUGACCAGAUGCUCUUUAAGCAUGUGCUCUGUGUUCCAGGCAAAGAAGCUCAGAAAGGACCUCUGCUUUUUGAUGCCCUCCCUCCGGCCAGCAGUACUGACUCAGGGUCAGGGGGACCUUUGCUUUUUGACGAUCUCCCACCAGCCAGCAGUGGCGAUUCAGGUCCCCUUGACACUUUGAUGUCCCAGACGGUAAAGAGCGAAGGCAAAGGAGCAAAGAGAAAAGCCCCUGAAGAAGAGAAGAAUGGCAGUGAAGAGCUUGUGGAAAAGAAAGUUUGUAAAGCCUCCUCAGCGAUCUUUGGUUUGAAGGGCUAUGUGGCUGAGCGGAAGGGCGAGCGGGAGGAGAUGCAGGACGCCCACGUCAUCCUGAACGACAUCACGGAGGAGUGUAGGCCCCCAUCGUCCCUCAUUACCCGGGUUUCAUAUUUUGCUGUUUUUGAUGGACACGGAGGAAUUCGAGCCUCAAAAUUUGCUGCACAGAAUUUGCAUCAGAAUUUAAUCAGGAAAUUUCCUAAAGGAGAUGUCAUCAGUGUAGAGAAAACCGUGAAGAGAUGCCUUUUGGACACUUUUAAGCAUACUGAUGAAGAGUUCCUUAAACAAGCUUCAAGCCAGAAGCCUGCCUGGAAAGAUGGCUCCACUGCCACGUGUGUUCUGGCCGUAGACAACAUUCUCUAUAUCGCCAACCUCGGAGAUAGUCGGGCAAUCCUGUGUCGUUUUAAUGAGGAGAGUCAAAAGCAUGCAGCCUUAAGCCUCAGCAAGGAACAUAAUCCCACACAGUACGAAGAGCGAAUGAGAAUACAGAAGGCUGGAGGGAACGUCAGGGACGGCCGUGUCUUGGGUGUGCUGGAGGUGUCUCGCUCCAUCGGGGACGGGCAGUAUAAGCGCUGCGGGGUCACCUCCGUGCCGGAUAUCAGGCGCUGCCAGCUGACCCCCAAUGACAGGUUCAUUCUGCUGGCUUGCGACGGCCUCUUCAAGGUCUUCACGCCAGAUGAAGCCGUGAACUUCAUCCUGUCUUGCCUGGAGGAUGAGAAGAUCCAGAGCCGGGAAGGGAAGCCCGCCAUGGACGCCCGCUACGAAGCCGCCUGCAACAGGCUGGCCAGCAAGGCGGUGCAGCGGGGCUCGGCUGACAACGUCACCGUGAUGGUGGUACGGAUAGGGUCCCCGUGAGGCCGGCGGGCCGGAAGCGCGGCAUGGCGUCGAUGUCACAGGUUCAUGUGUGUGCACAUUCUGUGUGUUUCGUGUAAUCCUGUGGGGCUCCCAUGGUUGUAAAUAAAGGUUUCUUUUUUUUUUCC